Messenger RNA from Oncorhynchus masou masou (cherry salmon), 3348 nucleotides. RefSeq lists its product as uncharacterized. The record is from RefSeq and is a predicted model, not a curated record. Gene Ontology annotation, molecular function: RNA binding; ubiquitin-ubiquitin ligase activity. The transcript has 7 exons. Gene Ontology annotation, biological process: positive regulation of canonical Wnt signaling pathway; protein polyubiquitination. NCBI's taxonomy places the organism in Eukaryota, Metazoa, Chordata, Actinopteri, Salmoniformes, Salmonidae. Bases 393 to 1079 code for a protein of 228 amino acids. Gene Ontology annotation, cellular component: nucleus; cytoplasm.
UUUAUCAUAGAAGAAGAAGAAUCUUUGCGGAUGACAUAAGAAAAAUAAAUUAAUGCAGUCGAAAUGAUUAUCAGUCUUAGUUGUUUAAGUUCGGAUAUUGAUUGAACGAACAGUACACGGAUCCUAUUCUUAUCGAUGUGCCUCUGAAUCGUAUCUGUGUCAACAAGCUAGCUAGCUAAUUUAGCUAUCCAUCAUCAAUUGAGUCUGUCACUGUCAGUCUGAUCUUGCUCGUCGAUCAUAGUUAAGAUGUGUUGCAGCUUUUGAAGAUGGUUCGUUAGUUACGUCCGUACUUUUUGUCUCAAAUAUGAACUUGUAAGUCGGAGAACGAAUCAGACAAUAGAAAAUGUCAGGUUAGCAUUGUAAACAACAGCAGCGAAUAACAUCACAUCAUCAUGGAGGAUGAGGAAGAUCUCGAGGUACUUGGCGAACAACUGUACGAUUUAAUUUACCCCAAGCACGCUGAGAUCGCCGGGAAACUCACAGGCAUGUUGCUGGAACUACCUGGUCCUGUCCUGACUCGGAUGCAGCAGGAUGAAGCGAUGCUGACAGAGGCCCUUGAGAAAGCCCUCAGAGCUCUGCAACUACCUCAGGGCCCCAGCAAUACAAGGAUGCCAAAGGAGGAAGAUGAAGCAUCUGCGUCUUCUGACUCGCUUGGGGAACAGCUGUUUGAGCUCGUGGACAUCUACAACACUGGCCACACACAGAAAAUCACUGGCAUGCUACUGGAGCAGCAUAAAGAAGCGGUGCUGCAUCUUCUCUCAGAACCCUCACUGCUGGAGGAGCAGUUGAACCUGGCCUUGAAGACACUGCAGGAGCUGGGUGUGGAAGAGACAGAUGUGAGUGACUCAUCAGAUGCCGAUGACACUGAGAGGCUGGAAGAGAGGCUGUUUCUACUGGUGCAGGAGAUGGACGCAGUGCACUCAAAUGACAUUACAGGCAUGCUUUUGGAGAUGGACCCUGCAGCUCUCAGACAGAUGCUGAGCGACCGCACCAUGUUGGAGGGAGCUGUUCAAAAAGCACAAGCAGCGCUGGAAAGCAUUUGGAUCCAAGAGGACAAAGAAAUCACCAAAUCCAAAUGAAGUUGGCCCAAAUACUGUGACAUUUCAGCUGAAGAAAACAAGAAAAUUUAUGUGCCACUAACCCACAGGAUCAUAGCUGCCAUGAAGUGAUGUAUGUAUAUACUGCAUUCUAAAUGGCGAUUCCUGAUUUCAGAUAUUUUUCUCACUCCAACACUUGUCAGUGACUGGUUUUGGAGUGCAAUGCACUUUAGUUAAGGCCACACUCAUGAUUGGACAGGAAGGGGAAUAUGAACCAGUGAAGUGUGCUGCGACGCCUUCACACACUUGCUAAAAAUAAAACCAGGCACCCUACACUUCUUGAAAUAUACAUGCAAAUGCUCCUUUAGACUUCAGGAGUGGAGAAUGGAACAGACCUAUAGUAUUUUUUUGUUGUUGCUUCCAAUGCUAUAGGAGAAUUUGACAACUGUCUGGGUUGAUUUGAUUUUUCUACUUGCCAGAGUUGUCAAUGAGGGAUAGGUAGUGCUGGUCCAAAAUACUUUCAUCUGUGAGAAAGUAACUACAUAUGUAGUGCCAGUGAUGCCAACAGACCUGCACACAUUGUAGGUCCACUGGUAGUAUGGGGGAUAUUUGUUUGUACUUCACUCAAUAAUAAAAAUGAAUUCAGGAACAUUAAAGAUAAUAUUCCAUAUUCAGACACGUAACCAACUGUUGGGAUGUACUGCAAUAAUGUGAAUAGGAAAUGUAUUUUGAUAUGUAGAUAAAACACAACAUGAUGAACCUUCGAUCCUAAUCAGACAUAGAACAAAAUUAAACAUUCUUUCAAAGUGCUAAAGAGCGCAAAGAUAUCUUUAUUACCAUUUUACAGGGUUGAAUUCUAAAACAGGAAAAAUCAACAGCUUUUCUCAGACAAAAAGGGGACCUUUGGAAAAAAUAAUUGGGUGUUCAACACAGAAACAAAGUCAAGAACACAAAGGGGAAGCAAGGAAUUUUGGAUAACAAAGUUGACAAAAGCAACAGCAAAAUCAAAAAGGAAACGGCAGUUUUGACUAAAAUUUGCUCCUUUCACAGAUGUGUUUAAUGAUGGGCCAGUUAAUCUGCAGAAGCAGCCGUUACAAACGUGAAUCCAGGUAUUAUAUAAUCUAUUAAUGACAUUUCAAAGCUAAAUCAGCAAAAACAAUAGUUGCUCUCCACACUUUUGCUCAUGACUACAGCUCAUAAAUACAAUCGAUCAGAUAAAUAUUUGGAUAGAUUAAUGACAUUUAAAAAUUGUAGUCAAAUGACACCGACUAUUCCCUAUAAAGUGCAUGCACUACUUUUGACCUGAGCCACCUAGUUUUGCACUAUAUAGGAAAUAGGGUGUCAUCUGAGACUUGACCAAUAUAGUCCUGGGGCCUCAUUUACAACUGUUCACACAUUUCCGCAUGAGACACAUUUCUGAAAAUCCAGCGGGAGUACAAAAAUAUUUAGAUUCAUACAUUUGGUGCACAUUAAAACUCUGCCUGGAAAACACCUCCAAAUUUUAUGGUGACAAUAACACUAUUUGCUGUAUAAUUUUGAAUUAGGCCAUGGCAGUAUCUAAAAUGGGCAAUUGAUCACAUUUCUGUGGGCAGAAUGUUUUGGAAGUUAUUCAAACUAAACAUGCAUAUAGCGAGUGCCUGAUGUCUGCAAGGUUGAUUGUAGCCUAUAUUUUGAAACACUUAAAGUAGGCUAAAUGCUACAGCCCACACUAAAGUGCAAAAUAGAAAUUGUUCAAUAUUUUGUUUAUCAAUAGAUAGAAACAAUGUCCUGCCUUAGUAUAGGGUCUGAUUUAAAUUGGCAAUGUUGUGCUUCUAUCUCACAGCAAUACAAUAGCUUACCUAUACUCAACUUACCUAUACAGUUUAUGAAAGAGAAAACAAAAUGGCAAAUUGUGGACUGGUCAGCAGAACGUUUAAAUUCAACAAUGUUUUGCAUCGACUUUUCACCUAAAUAUGAUGGGACUGGCCGUGAAUUCUGAAAAAUUGUCUAAGGCAGGCUACCAGUAGCAUACAUAGGCCUACUUCAAUGUAAAAUAAACUUCACCUUUUAAAUUUGACUGUAGGCUAGAUUAUAAACCGCACUGCCUAUGGGAUUGCACAAUUUAAUACAGCCUAUCUAUUUACUAGGCUCCUAGGUCCAAUUAAAUGAGAGAUGCACAUGCUAAUUUGUUGUAUGACUACUUAGGGAAUAUGAACCUAUUACGGCUAGAAAAGGUGAGAAAUUUAUUCUGCAAUGGUUAUGAAAAUAGAGAGAUUCAAAUGUUUAUUUUAGAUUAAAUAAAGAAUGUUGCUCUUCUAAUGGCAAAAUUUGU